AAAUGUCGACAUAGGAGAUCGAGAACUACGACGAAGUGACGUUUAGUUGCUGGUGUCGUGGUAAGGUGCAGGUAUAGGUUAGGGCAAAGUAGCAACGGUUUCGUUUAGAAAGGACGAAAAUGUUCUUAAAAAAUUAAGCGGUAAAUGCCGCUAUUAGGCGUGAUAAGCAUUUUAUUCAGUAUGGUGCAACGUCCAGUAGCGCCUAGGCGCAACGUCAGAAUUCUGUUGAUCGGUGAUCGUGGAGUCGGUAAGACUUCUCUGAUAUUGUCAUUAGUGAGCGAGGAGUACGCGGAGGAUGUACCCUGCAAGGCAGAGGAAAUCACAAUACCGGCUGAUGUCACUCCUGAACAAGUGCCCACGCACAUUGUUGAUUAUUCAGCUGCGGAGCAAAGUGAAGAUCAGUUGAGCGAUGAGAUUCAAAAGGCACAUGUAAUUUGUGUAGUAUAUUCUGUGGUUGAUGAAGAUACGUUGGAUAAAGCAGCUAGUUACUGGUUACCGUUGAUCAGACGAUGUUCAUCCAACAAUCGUUGUCCGGUGGUUCUUGUAGGGAACAAGAUCGACCUGGUUGAUUAUUCUACCAUCGAGGCUGUAUACCCUAUAAUGAAAGAAUUCACUGAAAUUGAAAGCUGUAUUGAGUGUUCUGCCAAAACAUUACAAAAUGUUUCGGAAACAUUUUAUUAUGCACAAAAAGCUGUUUUACAUCCUACUACUCCAUUAUACAAUUAUGAUACUCAAGAGCUUACAGAAGAAUGUAAAAUUGCACUCCGAAGAAUUUUUAAGAUUUGUGAUUUGGAUAAUGAUGGUUUGUUAAACGACAUGGAAUUAAAUGCAUUUCAACAAUGGUGCUUCAACACUCCAUUGCAACCACAGGUUCUGGAAGAUGUAAAAGCUGUCUUGUCAAAAAAUAUUCAAGAUGGCAUUUGUAAUGGAUGUGUUACUAUGAAAGGUUUUAUGUAUUUACAAUGUUUAUUUAUACAACGGGGAAGAAAUGAAACAACUUGGGCUGUGUUGAGAAAAUUUGGUUAUGAUAAUGAGUUACAAAUGUCUAAAGAAUAUAUAAAUCCACCGCUUAAGGUUCCUGUUGGUUGUACGACUGAAUUAUCACACAAAGGUCAAGAAUUUUUAACCUUGUUAUUCAUGCAACAUGACCGAGAUCGGGACGGUGCUCUUUCGCCAUCUGAAAUGGAAUCAUUGUUUUCACGAUGUCUAACUGCACCCUGGGGAGAAGAAUAUAAAUAUACUGUACCAACUAAUGAAAAGGGGUGGAUGACGUUUCAAGGAUACAUGUGUCAAUGGGCAUUGUUAACUCUUACUAAUGUGCGGAAAACUCUAGAAUAUUUGGCAUAUUUAGGAUAUAACAUGUAUAAUAACGAAUGUCAAACAAACGCAGUUGUAGUUACUCGUGAGAAAAAGUUGGAUUUGGCAAAGAAACAAUCGAGUAGGAACGUUUAUAGUUGUCACGUGAUUGGUCCGAAAAGCAGUGGAAAAACAACAUUAUGUAGAACAUUUGUUGACCCUAAACUCGAGAAGUUAACUGAUGAAGUGGUACCGUCAAGUUCACACGUAACCGUAAACACGGUUCACGUGUAUGGUCAAGAAAAGACAAUAAUUUUGCGGGACAUAAACAUACUUAAUGUUCAAGAUGCUUUAACUCCAGCACAAAUACAAUGUGAUGCGGCAGCUCUCGUUUACGAUGCUAGCAAUCCUAAGUCAUUUGAAUACAUCGCACGAAUUUAUAUUAAAUAUUUUGCGGACAGUAAGAUCCCCGUUCUCAUAAUAGCAAAUAAAAGUGAUCUUUCUGAAGUAAAACAAGAAUAUUUACUGCAACCAGUAAGUUUUUGCAAUAAGUACAAACUGAUGCCGCCACAACCUUACAGCAUCUCUCGCACAGUACGUCGGGAAAUCUUCGUUAAAUUAGCAACGAUGGCAGCUUUCCCCCGCUUUCAAGGAGCAUGGGUAUUAUUUUACAGAGACAGUCCUUUGAGGCGUAUGGUCCAAAUGUUGCUUGUGAAACCCUCACCUACUCAAUGGUGGAGUUCUUUUACAAGACAUAUAAACCAAUUUGGACUAAUGCAAGGGGACUCCAUUGUCUGGUGGAAGGCAGGUCUUGGAAUUGCAGUUGCUACUGUUGCUGGUUUUGUGGUGAUGCGUGUAUUAAAUACGGAGAAAAGAUAGUCUACCAUAUUUCUUUUCUUGCACAUUUAACUGCCUCUUUUGGUGAAGUAUAAAACCGUCUUUGGAAAACGCGUUAAGUUAAUAAACUAUGUUCUUAAAUCAUUAAUUCCUUAUCCUUGACUGGUUUAUAAUUAAAGAGAGAUUUUUUUGUUUAUCGUUCUACUA
This is a messenger RNA of Megachile rotundata (alfalfa leafcutting bee), 2340 nucleotides long. RefSeq names its product mitochondrial Rho GTPase (gene Miro). Lineage: Eukaryota; Metazoa; Arthropoda; Insecta; Hymenoptera; Megachilidae. Gene Ontology annotation, molecular function: GTPase activity; calcium ion binding; GTP binding. Gene Ontology annotation, cellular component: mitochondrial outer membrane. The record is from RefSeq and is a predicted model, not a curated record. Gene Ontology annotation, biological process: mitochondrion organization; small GTPase-mediated signal transduction.